Messenger RNA from Haliotis rubra (blacklip abalone), 5613 nucleotides. RefSeq names its product multidrug resistance-associated protein 1-like. Gene Ontology annotation, cellular component: membrane. Gene Ontology annotation, molecular function: ABC-type transporter activity; ATP hydrolysis activity; ATP binding. Gene Ontology annotation, biological process: transmembrane transport. NCBI's taxonomy places the organism in Eukaryota, Metazoa, Mollusca, Gastropoda, Lepetellida, Haliotidae. The record is from RefSeq and is a predicted model, not a curated record.
CAUGUCAGAACUUCGCAGAUAUGGCCGAGAGCGACGGCUUUGAAGCUUUUUGCGGCGGGGUAAUAUUUAAUGAGUCACUGUUGGUGGAGAGCAGCUGGCCCCACUUUACGUCAUGUUUCCAGGAGAGUCUGGUUGUUUGGGUGCCAUGUGGCUGGCUGUGGGUCUCUCUGCCAUUCUACCUCUACUACCUCUGUCAUCAGGACGGCAUCGCCAUUCCCAUCAACCUCCUUAAUACACUCAAAACAUUUUUCAGCUUGUUCCUGUUUUUCCUGGCUAUCAUCGACCUCAUCAAGGCGGCCAGUGGCGACGGCAAGGUGCAUGAUGUUGUGUAUGUCUCCGGUGGAAUCAAAGCGGCGACAUAUUUGCUGUCGGCGAUGUUGAUCCAGUUGGAAAGGAAGAAAGGCAUCAUCACAUCUGGUGUUCUGUGGUUCUUCUGGCUCAUGACCACUCUUGCAAAUAUCAUCCCCUUCUACACCAAGAUCAUCCUGGAGGAUUACAGUGACCAUUUGUUCAGGUUCGCCCUCUUCUACAUCUACUUCGCCCUGUUGCUGACGGAGCUAGUGCUACACUGCUUUGCUGAGAAGAUGACGCGGGCUGGAUACUACGAUCUGGGCAAGAAGCCAUCUCCUGAGCAAGAAUCAUCCUUCUUCAACAGGAUCAUAUACUGGUGGAUAAACAGCAUGGUCUUCACAGGCUACAAGAAAGGCUUGGAGGAGUCCGACUUGUUUGAGCUACAUCCGAGAGACAAGAGCGAGAGAGUUGUUCCUCAGUUCAACAAUUCAUGGGACAAGGAAGUCCUAAAAACGAAACUCAUCAACGAAAAGAGGAAACGUCACUCGCGGGUACACUACCGAAACGACAUGAGCUCCAAGCACCAUAUAGACAUCCAAUCCACAAACGAGAAGACCCCCCUGCUGAAUGGUCCUGGCAAGAGCGAUGAGGUCAAGUUCAAGGGCACAAAGGACGAUGAUGGAAUCAAACUAAAGCAAGCUUCGCUCUUCAAAGUUCUUGCCAAAACAUAUUGGUUUGAGAUUUCACUAUCUUGGUUCUGCAAGUUCAUCUAUGACUUACUUCAGUUCGUCAGUCCAAUUCUGCUCAACGCUUUGAUUGGCUACACACAGAAUCGGGAAAAUGAACAGGAGUGGAAGGGCUAUGUAUUCGCCUGCUCGUUCUUCGUUGUGGCCACUGUCCAAUCUGUCUUCUUCCACCAGAACUUUCAUCUCGGCAUGACGCUUGGUAUGAGGAUCAAGUCUGCCUGUAUCUCUGCUGUCUACAAGAAGGCCCUGACCAUCAGUAACGAGGCCAAGAAGGAGUCGACCGUGGGUGAGAUCGUCAACCUGAUGUCUGUGGACGUCAAGCGCCUCCAGGACGUGACAGGGUAUCUGUGGAUGUUGUGGUCAGCGCCCCUGCAGAUCAGCCUGGCCCUCUACAUGUUGUACAACACCAUGGGAGCCUCUGUGUUCGCUGGUCCGGUUAUGGUGCUGCUCAUGCCCAUCAAUGCUUUCAUCGCUACAAAACAAAAGAACUAUCAGAUUCAGCAGAUGAAGUGCAAAGACAACAGAAUCAAGCUGAUGAACGAAGUCCUCAAUGGGAUGAAGGUGCUGAAGCUGUAUGCGUGGGAGCCGUCCUUCAAGGAGAAGGUGCUGGAGAUCCGGAACAGGGAGCUCAGCAUCCUCAAGAAGGGGGCGUACCUGCAGGCCGGGGGCACGUUCUGCUGGACCUGUGCUCCGUUCCUGGUAACCCUGGCCACGUUUGCCACGUACGUCCUGGCGUCUGAGAGUCACUACCUGGAUGCCCAGAAGGCCUUCGUAGCCCUGUCCCUCUUCAACAUCCUCCGCUUCCCCAUCAACCUGCUGCCCAUGAUGGUGACAUAUGUAGUGCAGGCUCAAGUCUCAGUGGGCCGAGUUGGCAAGUUCUUGAGGAAUGGCGACUUAGAUCCCGACAAUGUUUCUCGGGACCCUUACGCCGAAAAUGCAAUCAGUGUGAAGAAAGGUACUUUCACUUGGGACAAGACCCAGCCCACUCCUACGCUCAGGAAUGUGAACCUGGAAAUCCCUGACGGCAAGUUGCUGGCUGUGGUGGGGCAGGUAGGCGCAGGCAAGUCAUCUCUCAUCUCGGCCUUCCUGGGGGAGAUGGAGAAGAUCCAGGGAAACGUCGUCCUUAAGAGCUCAAUAGCGUAUGUCCCGCAGCAAGCAUGGAUCCAGAAUGCCACACUGCAGGACAACAUCCUGUUCGGGAAGCACUUCAACCAACGCAGAUAUAAGAAGAUCGUUGACGCCUGUGCCCUGCAACCUGACCUUGACAUUCUACCUGGAGGAGAUCAGACAGAGAUUGGAGAGAAGGGAAUCAACUUGAGCGGUGGACAAAAGCAUGUGUCGCUCGCCCGUGCUGUGUACAAUGAUGCUGACAUCUACCUCAUGGACGACCCUCUCAGCGCCGUGGACUCUCAUGUGGGGAAACACAUCUUCCAGGAAGUCGUUGGCAGCAAGGGGAUUCUCAAGUCAAAGACCCGAGUCUUGGUGACUCACGGUGUGCACUGGCUGCCAAUGGUAGAUCAGAUUGUGGUGAUGGUGGAUGGGGAGAUCUCCGAGCUGGGAUCAUAUGAAGAGCUGCUGAGUCAUGAUGGACCCUUCGCACAGUUCCUGAAAAUGUACCUCACUGAGGACGUGGAGGAUGAGGAGGACGACCCAGAGAUCCAAGCUAUGAAGUCUAAGAUACUCCAGAGAGUUGACUCCGUCACGUCUGAUGCCACAUCUGGCGAUGAACAGAUGAAAGCAACAUCACAAAGGAGGUUGAGUCGUCGGUUCAGCAGGACUGUGUCAGAGUCGGAGAAACCGGGGGCACCGGAGAAGAAGGCAGAGAAGGAGAAGGACAAGGAAAAACUGAUUGAGGAAGAAAAAUCUGAAACUGGAAAGGUGAAGGCUUCGGUGUACAUAGACUACGCUCGAGCUAUCGGCUUGUUCACGACAGUCAUGAUCUUCGUCAUCUACGGUUUGUACCAGUUUGCCAAUGUGUACUCCAGCGUGUGGCUAAGUCAGUGGACGGACGACCCGCUGCUGAUGAACGCGACGCUGGCAAACACAUCCGACUACCAGAAUCGCAACAGCAUGUAUCUCGGAGUGUACGGAGGUCUUGGUGUGGCACAAGCCAUUAUUGUCCUCUGCUACUCGCUGCUGGCAUCAACGAGGAUGGUGAGGGCCGCUGGCAACCUCCACGCCAAGAUGCUGUCCAAUAUCUUCCGCUCUCCUAUGUCCUUCUUUGACACGACACCCAUUGGCCGAAUCGUUAACCGCUUCUCUCGAGAUGUCGAGACUGUCGACAACAACCUCCCCUCACUGCUGCGCAUGUGGAUCAACACCGUCUUCUCCGUCGUCAGCACCAUCAUCGUCAUCAGCUACAGUACCCCCAUCUUCCUGGUUGUCAUCGUCCCGUUGGGAUUCCUCUACUGGUUGGUGCAGAGAUUUUACAUCCCGACUUCACGUCAACUGAAGCGUAUUGAGUCCACUACCCGCUCACCCAUCUACACCCACUUCAGUGAGACUAUCACUGGGGCAUCCUCCAUCAGGGCAUAUGGAGCCUCGGACAGAUUCUACACCGAAUCCCAGGAACGAGUAGACAGGAAUCUUGUCUUCUACUUUGCUGGCAUUGCAUCCAAUAGGUGGCUAGGAUUUAGACUGGAGUUUCUCGGCAACUGUAUCGUGCUGGCAGCAGCCAUGUUUGCAGUGGUUUCGGAGGACCUAGCUGGUGGUCUUGUUGGUCUGUCUGUCUCCUAUGCCCUACAGGUGACAGGUGCUCUCAACUGGAUGGUGCGGAUGACGUCUGACCUGGAGACCAACAUUGUGUCCGUGGAGCGCCUCAAGGAAUACUCUGAGACCCCGACAGAGGCGGAGUGGGUUCUGGACAACCGUCGGCCCCCUUCACACUGGCCACAGAAUGGCAAGAUAAACUUUGUGAACUAUGCCACACGAUACCGACCUGGCCUUGACCUUGUGCUCAAGGGCCUCACUUGCGAGAUUGAUGGAUCGCAGAAGGUUGGGAUUGUAGGAAGGACUGGAGCAGGCAAGUCGUCCAUGACGGUGGCAUUGUUCCGUCUUAUUGAGGCAGCAUCAGGAAGCAUUGUCAUUGACGGUAUUACUGCGGGAAAUAUUGGUCUCCAUGAUCUCCGGUCCAAGCUGACCAUCUUACCCCAGGACCCAGUUCUGUUUUCUGGCACGAUGAGGAUGAACCUUGAUCCAUUCAACCAGCACACAGAUACUCAGAUCUGGCAGGCACUGGAACAUGCGCAUCUUAAGAAGUUUGUGCAUCAACUCCCCGUCCAGCUGGAGUAUGAGUGUGGAGAGGGGGGACAGAAUCUCAGUGUUGGUCAGAGACAGUUGGUCUGCCUGGCGCGGACGCUGUUGCGGAAGACAAAGAUCCUGGUUCUAGAUGAGGCCACAGCAGCUGUGGAUAUGGAGACCGAUGAUCUGAUUCAGCAGACGAUCCGGACCGAGUUCAAGGAUUGCACUGUUAUCACCAUCGCCCACAGACUCAACACAAUCCUUGACUAUGACAAGAUCAUUGUGUUGGAUCAAGGAUUGAUAAAGGAGUUCGACAACCCAGAUAACCUACUCAAGGACAAGUCCUCUAUAUUCUAUGGCAUGGCCAAAGAUGCAGGCCUCACAUCUUGAUAGACUCCAAAUACAUAUACUGGCAGGUUUCAGCACAUGCACGCAAAUAUAUGGUGUAUACAUACACACACACAUCAGUGAUUGGACAGUUUCAGACCUGAAACUAAAGUAGUUCCGGAAUCCUGACAGUCAGACCUGAUGUCUCCAUGCAGCUUGUCAGUAAAUGACAUAAUGUCUACAGCAGCUCUGGCAUUAGAUAUGAGAAAUCCUGAUCUCCAAGGUUGACUGAUAUCCAUGUAUAUUUUUCUACCUGAUAUUUAUCAUUUUCUACAAUAUUAAUGUCAUUUAUGCUUAUUGUAGCCUGAUUUCCAUGGUGAUGAAUUUAGAGGUUGUGAUCAGGCAUGUGAUGCAGUGCCGUUAGAAAUAGUCCCAAUCUCCUCAGAUAUUGUUCAGAUACCAUCACAAGAAGUCCCCAAACCCUCAGAAAUAAUCCCAAUGCCAUCAGAAAUAGCCCCAGUCUAAUCAGAAAAAGCUCAAGUUCAGUCACAAGUAGUCCCAGUACCAUCUGAAAUAAUCCCAGUGCCAUCAGAAAUCGUCUCGCAGCCAUCAGAAAUCGUCUCACGGCCAUCAGAAAUAUACUAGCGGAAUAAAGUAACUGUGCAUUAUUUGAUGUUAUGCCAUAUUUUAAUGCAAAUAGAUAAUAACAUGAUUUGUGGUGUUUUCCUUAACUGUUAAACUGUUGACAGGAUAAGAUCGAAAUCUGUAGGAUUUCACACUAGGCAUCAUGACACGCUCUUGAAGAGUUCACAAAUUCAGCAUCGUGUGUCCACCAUUGGUGUUGAUGCAGGUUUGACAACAACGACGACGACACUAAACGAUUGAAGAUAGCUUGCUAAUUGAUGCUCCAUGUCUGCUCCAUUUCAUCCCAAACAUUGUCAACAGAGAACGGGUCCGGAGAAACAGCUGGCAAGGGGAGUACCGGAAUGUUCUUCUGCCUGAGGAAAUC